AUGGCGUGGUCUUUAAUCUCAGUUCAUGGUGUUAAAAGGCUAAAUGUUUGGUAUUGCGACAUCGGAUGUGAUGACAGAAAUAUAGAACAAAUAAGAUUGGUAUUUUUAACUUUUUUCUUGCCUCAUGAGUGGAGCAGAUGUAAACACAGCAGCAAAAAAAAAAAAGCAAGAAAAAACGAUGAGAGGAACAAGAGAGAAAGAGAAAAAAAAGAGAAAAAAAAAAGUGAUAUAAAGAACGCUCGACCAAAUGGCAUAAACGAAACAGAAGGUGAACUUUCUUUGUUGACAUCUAAUUCAGAAUCACAAGAAGAUGAGGAGUAUCAGCCAACUCAGCCAUGGAAUCUUUAUCACAUUUAUGCUAGUUCAGAUGGACAAGUUGAAUGCAUAACUUGGACAACAACUGAGCAAAUAAUGCUCCUGCAAAAAUUUCUAGAUGUAAAUAAUCUCUCAAUGCCUCUAUCUCUCAAUGCCUCUCUUGCUGUAGUAGAUCAACACGGAAUGGGGCGACCUGUAGUACAGUCAAUAGUGUAUCGUGAAGAUCAAGCUCAUCUCAGAAUGUUUCUGAUACGAUCACAAGAAUGGGCUGGUUUUAAUACAUUUUUAACUUCCAUUUUUGUUAUUGAUAUGGCUCAAGCUGAAAUCUCAGUGUUGCAGGUUAUUUUCAUAGAUAACCGUAUUUUGCUAUGUCGAUUUCAUGUAUCCAAGGCAUUUGUACAUAAAAUAAAAAAAAGUAAUUUAAUAAGUAAUGACAAAGAAUCUUUAUAUAAGGCUACAAAAAGGUUAUUAUAUGGUAACCAGCAAACAUGUAAUGAAGCUUUGUUAAAUAUACAAGAGACCUUUCCAGAGUUUUACUUAACACUUAACUUAACAAAUAACUGGUUGAUGAUGGCUGACAUGUUCAUGGGCUACCGCAGAAAAGGUCUACUCCACAUUGAUAAUCACACCAAUAACAGAUUGGAACGGUAUCACAGAACUUUAAAAGAUGUUGGAUUGACAUCGCGUAUGUCACCAGGUAAUCUUAUUAGCAAAAUAAUAAAGGUAAAUAGAGUUCAACUUGAAAAAUCAAAACAUGCUGAUUUUGAUCAACGUCUUAAAAUAAACACUAAACUUCCUGAAUGUUUAAAAUUUUAUGCUCAUACAAUCUCAUCAUUCAUUUUACAACAUAUGGUUGAACAGUAUAAUUUAAGUCAAAAGGAAGGAUAUAGUUUACAAGAGGAAAAUAAUUGCUUGCAAGUUAGAUACAAUGAUUGUUUGUUUCCCCUUCAUAACUGGACUUGCCAAUGUGAUAAUGCUACUGGUUAUGGAGUUCCAUGCUCUCAUGCCUUCUUUACUAUUAUAGACAAAAAUAUGAACUUACCUGAUCUAGAUUCUUAUUCUAAAAGGCACUAA
Hydra vulgaris (swiftwater hydra) is the source of this 1389-nucleotide messenger RNA. The record is from RefSeq and is a predicted model, not a curated record. NCBI's taxonomy places the organism in Eukaryota, Metazoa, Cnidaria, Hydrozoa, Anthoathecata, Hydridae.